Messenger RNA from Sabethes cyaneus, 3274 nucleotides. RefSeq names its product vacuolar protein sorting-associated protein 35 (gene Vps35). Lineage: Eukaryota; Metazoa; Arthropoda; Insecta; Diptera; Culicidae. Gene Ontology annotation, biological process: intracellular protein transport; retrograde transport, endosome to Golgi. The record is from RefSeq and is a predicted model, not a curated record. Gene Ontology annotation, cellular component: retromer complex; late endosome; retromer, cargo-selective complex. Bases 407 to 2893 code for a protein of 828 amino acids. The transcript has 8 exons.
ACAGUGGAACGAAAAAAUUUCAAUUAGAAUUUAAUUUACUUUCAACGGGAACUGCAAAAAGUGUAACAGGUCCCGAAAUUCUCAGUGAUUGCGUUGCGGCCAAGUAAAUUUUACCAGUGGCUUUAGUGAGCGGUCGAUUGCGGCUUAUAGGAACACAGAUUUGCCCACACCCUGCAUUUGUCUGCAAUAAAAGUUAUCCGGUUUGGUCGGUGAUCCAAAGCUAGAAAGCUACUAUCAUCGUAACACAAGAGGAGUUGUAGCAUAGCACACAGCUGAAGUCGAAUAUGCAUAGAUAGGCGCAGCUCAGCUAGUUUUGGUGCUUGCCUGUUCUCUUAGUUUAGUUUCGGGGUGGGUUGUUAACAUUUUAUCGUAUAGAUUAGUAGUUGAUAGCUAAGUAGUGCAGAGGAUGUACCUGUGGAAUUCGGCCAAUUACGACCCGUCGGCACUGCACAGGAAGGCUCCCUCUAAGGAGCCUCAAACACCAAUCAACUCCUUGGACGAGCAGGACAAACUGCUUAGCGAUGCGAUCACGGUGGUGCGAACGCAGUCGUUCCAGAUGAAGCGCUUCCUGGACAAGAAACGCCUCAUGGAGGCGAUGCGCUGUGCUUCGACGAUGUUGGGCGAACUGCGAACGUCGCUGCUGUCGCCGAAAAGCUACUACGAGCUGUACAUGGCAAUCACGGAUGAGUUGCGGCACUUCGAGCACUAUCUGCUGGAUGAGUUUCAGAAGGGCUUUAAGGUGCCGGAUUUGUAUGAGCACGUGCAGUAUGCUGGGAAUAUCGUACCCCGGUUGUAUCUGCUGAUUACCGUGGGAUUGGUGUAUAUUAAAACCAAUUCAUCACUUAAGAGAAGCAUUUUGAAGGAUCUUGUGGAAAUGUGCCGAGGAGUUCAACAUCCCCUCAGGGGGCUGUUCCUUCGGAACUAUCUACUGCAGUGUACCCGAAACAUUCUGCCGGAUACGGUGGCCACGACAGAUGAGAACGAAGGCAUCGUUAUCGAUGCAAUCGAUUUUGUUUUGACUAACUUUGCCGAGAUGAACAAGCUCUGGGUUCGAAUCCAGCAUCAAGGCCAUUCCAGUGAACGUUCCCGCCGAGAGAAGGAGCGGGAAGAGCUGAAGAUUUUGGUUGGAACGAACUUAGUUCGAUUAUCGCAGCUGGAAUCGGCCAGUCUGGAAAUUUAUCAGCGUUUGAUUCUGCCCGGUAUUCUGGAGCAGGUGGUCAGCUGUCGUGACGCUAUCGCUCAAGAAUAUUUGAUGGAGUGCAUAAUUCAAGUGUUUCCGGACGAGUUCCAUCUGCAAACUUUGGAUCCAUUUUUAAAAUCCUGCGCUCAACUGCAGUCCGGUGUUAAUGUGAAGAACAUCAUCAUUUCGCUGAUCGAUCGUUUGGCUUUGUACAAUCAACGAAACGGAAAGGUUACUCAAACCACUUCCGGAACGGAAAUUAUAUCGGCCAUCCCGUCGGAUGUGCAGCUGUUCGAGGUCUUCAGCACCCAGAUUGCGUACAUCGUUCAGCUGCGCACGGAUAUGCCACUGGAGGAUACCGUUUCGCUGCAGGUCGCGCUCGUCAGUCUCGCCCAGAAAGUGUACCCGGAUCGGGUGGAUUACGUGGACAAAGUGUUGGAAACAACGGCGCAAAUUCUGGAUCGGCUCAACAUGACUAAGUAUUGCAUUUCACAUUCCCUCACCGUGAACCAGGAACUGUCGCGGCUGCUGCGUCUUUGCGUUGAUUUCUACAACAACGUGCUGACCAUUUUCCAGUUGCAAUUUUUCACGCCACUGCUGGAAAAGUUUGACUACACUUCCCGCAAGGCACUGUCACUGUACAUCGUAAUGAACGUGCUGGAGAAUGAAACUCAAAUCCCGUCGGCCGAACACGUGGAUAGCGUCUUGACAAUGCUCUCGCCAUUGAUUCGUGACCAAGAGGAUCAACCGACCGAUAAGGUGGAUCCGGAAGAUUUCGCCGAAGAGCAGGGAAUCGUCGGUCGCUUUGUGCAUCUGCUUCGCUCCGAGGAACCGGACACGCAGUACAAAAUUUUGACCGCCGCCAGGAAGCAUUUCGGGCUCGGUGGACAGCAACGGAUACGCUAUGUGCUGCCUCCGCUCGUGUUUCAAGCCUACCAGUUGGCUUACAAGUACAAAGAGAUAGCCCAGGAGGACGAAAUGUGGGACAAAAAGUGUCAGAAAAUACUUCAGUUCUGUCACAGUACCAUUGCUGUGCUGGCUAAGUCGGAGCUGCCGGAGCUGGCGCUGCGUUUGUAUCUGCAGGGUGCGCUCUGCAUUGGACAAAUCGCCUAUACCAAUCACGAAACCGUCGCGUAUGACUUUAUGACCCAGGCAUUUUCUUUGUAUGAGGAUGAAAUAUCAGACUCGAAGUCGCAGUUCGCUGCCAUCACUUUGAUCGUUUCUACUGUGGAACAGAUGACCUGUUUCUCGGAAGAGAAUGCUGAACCGCUCCGCACUAACUGUGCCCUAGCGGCAUCGAAGCUUCUAAAGAAACCAGAUCAGUGUCGGGCGGUCGUUACCUGCGCUAGCCUUUUCUGGAGUGGAAAACAAAACGGUCAGGAACUGCGUGAUGAGAAACGAACACUGGAAUGUCUCAAAAAGGCAGCCAAGAUUGCAUCCCAGUGUUUGGACGUAGAAGUCCAGGUGCAGUUGUACGUCGAACUCCUGAAUCACUAUCUGUUCUAUUACCAACGAGGGAAUGCUCAGAUCACCGUAUCGAUGCUCAAUCAGUUGAUCGCCAAAAUCAACGAGGAGCUGCCCAACCUGGAACCGACGGAGGAAACGAAACAGAUCGAAAUGCACUAUCAGAACACGUUGGCUCACAUUCGGAGUCGAGUGGAGACCAACGAUGGCAGCCUGGAGGUUUCGUUUGCUGGCAUUACACUGAACUGAACUGAACUGAACUAAACCGGAAGUUGAAUUUAGUAGGAUAUGAUCGCAAUUACAUAGUAGGUAGGAUUUAAACGCUCCUCCCUCUCCUCCUGCAGCAUUGUUCAGUUCAGUUCGGAAGUUUCUUCGCAUGCGAGUAAGUUUCAAUUUUAAGAGCAAAAGUAAGUGGAAAAAAAACAGUGAAUAAUUCGUUGAUCUUGAAUAGUCCAGUUUAGUUGUUGGGUUUAGGCAGAAAGAACGAUUGUGAAUCGAAAGUGCAUCCAUUGAUUAAAUGGCAAAGUUUAACUAUAAUAUACAUACCAUUCAAUAGUGUAGAAUCAUAUAUUGAAUAUUAGUAGAUCCGUAGUAUUGCACGGACAUCGAGUUGUAUGUCACUUAAAAUAU